AUGCUGAGCAUUUCCAUCUCCAGGACCCGGCCCACCUUGUUGGCGGCUAUCCGAUGCAGAAGAACUCUUGCUACUGCUGCGCAAGAGCACAGAUCUGCCAAGGCGGAGGGUGACAUAUCUUCCGUCUUCAGGUCACUGUCAGGAAGCGAUGUGGACGAGAAGCUCCCGCAGCGAUUUGCCGACGUCAAGAGCGCCAUCCGCACCGAUAGAGCCACGCUUCAAGAAAGCUGGAAUCGGCUGCUCAACCGGUUGAAGGACGAGACGCGCGCCAUCAAGGACGAGGGCUCGUCCUGUAUUCCGCAGAUCGACUUUGCCGACAUCGACAAUGCGCCUGCAGAGUUUGAUGAGACAUUCCGCAAGCGCGGCGUCGCUGUCGUCCGCCAGGUCGUCCCGGAGAAGGAGGCGAGAGGGUUCAAGGAGGAGGUUGAGCGCUACGUUGCUGCCAAUCCUUCGACGAGAGCGUUUCCGCCUGACAAGCCGGUUGUGUUUGAGCUGUACUGGUCGAGGCCACAGCUGGCGGCCCGUCUGAAUGGCAACAUGUCCAGAGUGCAGACCUGGCUCAUGUCGUACUACAAUGCGGCCGACCCGCAGUCUGAAUGCAGCACGCAGCAGCCCCUGAUGUACGCGGACAGGCUGCGCAUCCGCCAACCGGGGGACGCGGGGUUCGCACUCGGUCCCCACGUUGACGGCGGCAGCUGCGAGCGGUGGGAGGAGGAAGGCUACGGCAAGGCGCACGUGUACGACAAGAUCCUGGAGGGCAGGUGGGAGGACUUCGACGCGUGGGAGCUGAGCACUCGCAUCGAGGCCACACAGGAUCUGUACGACGGCGCCGGCGCCUGCAGCAUGCUACGCACGUUCCAGGGCUGGCUCGGCAUGUCCAACACGGGACCGCGCGAGGGGACCCUUCUGGUCAACCCCCUCCUGUCCCUCUCGACAGCAUAUCUCCUCCUCCGACCCUUCUUCGCACCCAAGUCUACGUCGUUUCCGCCGCCGGCCCGGGACGGAGAGCACUCCGCCGAGUACCUCGACCCGGAUAGCUGGGUGCUGGCCGAUCCGGACUCGCCCGACCUUCAGGGUGCCUGGCCGGGUAGCUGCCAGGAGCUCAGCCACAGAUGGCACCCCCAUCUCGACCUGCCGCAUACGAUGGUUCCCAUCCCGCGCAUCCGCCCGGGAGACUACGUCGCCUGGCACUGCGACACCAUCCACGCUGUCGACGGCGUCCACGCCGGCGACGCCGACUCCAGCGUCAUGUACAUCCCCGCGUGCCCGAUGACCAGGCAGAACGUCGACUACGCCCGCCAGCAGCGCGAGCACUUCCUCCACGGGAUCCCCCCCUCGGACUUCCCCGGCGGCGUGGGCGAGAGCAGGCACGUCGGCAGGCCCGGUGCCGAUGUCCUCAAGGAGCUGGCCGGCACUGUGGCUCAGCGUGCCGCCGGUUUCGCGCCGUUUGACGUCUCUAUUGCCAAGACGGAAGGGGAGGCCGAGAUUCUCAGGUACGGCAAUCAAGUCAUGGGCUUCUAG
Geosmithia morbida is the source of this 1521-nucleotide messenger RNA. Its product is annotated as DUF1479 domain protein. The transcript is spliced from 2 exons. The record is from RefSeq and is a predicted model, not a curated record. Lineage: Eukaryota; Fungi; Ascomycota; Sordariomycetes; Hypocreales; Bionectriaceae. Bases 1 to 1521 code for a protein of 506 amino acids.